Ilex paraguariensis (yerba mate) is the source of this 348-nucleotide messenger RNA. The record is from the annotation of a GenBank genome assembly. NCBI's taxonomy places the organism in Eukaryota, Viridiplantae, Streptophyta, Magnoliopsida, Aquifoliales, Aquifoliaceae.
AUGUCAGGUUGGUACAGGGUGUUACAUGAAGAUGGUGACUUUGAAGAUCUUGAGUGGCAUGAGUUGGAAGAAGUGCUUCUGCCUCUGAAUAUUACAGUUCCAUUGAAAAUAUUAGCAUUGAAGAUCAUCAAAAAGAGGCAGAAACUCAUGCAAAAAUUGGGGGAAAAUGUGGCUAGAUCGAGAAGUAUCCGAGCCAAACAUAUGGGAGGUAGGGAAAACACCAUGGAUGUGCUAGGAGAAGCUUCAUUAACGAAGUCCAACAUGGAUGUGCUUGGAGAAGCUUCAUUAGAAAAGUCCACCAUGACUGUGCUUGGAGAAGCUUCAUUACCAAAGUCCAAUGGUUCUUGA